UGUCCCUGUACUUACUGUAAGUCACUCUGGAUAAGAGCGACUGCUGAAUGACUAAAUGUAAAUGUAAUGUACAUUUUCCACAAACACGAAGGCCUGACAGAUGGCCGACACAUUGUGCGAGCACGUUAACAAGAAGAGGAUAUGACCAUGUGCGAGCACACUCGACUCGUCUUUGGAGAUGCAUCGAGGGGUUGCCAGGUUGUUAGGACACUGACGUGGAGGGGGAGUUUACGCGUGUCUGUUGAUUCAAGGCGACGAGCGAUCGAGACGGUGGGCGCGGGCGGGUGCGUGACCGUGAGAUCAAAGCGUCUUCAUGUGGGCGGGAAAUGUUGCCCUGUUGGGUCCUUCGCUUGUUAUGGGUCCAGAACUAGGAGAUCUGGCAGGAGAUCAGAGAGGAGCAGGGGCUGGACGCAUGCCCUCUACAUCCACGGCCCUCCAGCUACUAACUCCUGUUUGGGAUAUCAGAGCAGUGAUGUAGAUGGUGUGACUGGGUGUGGAGUACAGGACCCAAACCCAGACAUGGAGCUGAGGAACCAGACCGAAGGGCUGCCAGGUCAGCUCUUCCCCCCUCUGGCUAACUGCACCAUAGACACCAGCUACCGCUUCACCUUCUACCAGGUGUCCUACAGCGUCAUCUUCCUGCUGGGGCUGUCCACCAACUGCCUGGCCCUACGCCGCCUCUGGCUCUCGCCCCGCACCCUCACCAGCACGGCCGUCUACAUGGCUAACCUGUCCACGGCCGACCUGUUCUUCGUGGUGUCCCUGCCUCUCAGGAUAUACUACUACCACCACAAGGCCCGCGACUUGGCGUCGGGAGCGGGACCCAACGCGGCGCUGUCCCCCUGGACCCCCGGAGGGGUCUUCUGCCAGCUGACCUUCACCCUCAAGUACAUCAGCCUGUAUGGGGGGAUCUUCUUCCUGGUGUGCAUCGCCGCGGACCGCUACUUUGCCGUGGUGCACCCGCUGGUGUCGGCCCCUCGCAGGGUGUGUGCGGCGCGGCUGGUGAGCGCGGGGAUCUGGUGCCUGGUCCUGGGCCUGAGCGCGACCCUGCCCCUGCUGCGCUCGGCCGCCGCCCGCCGCCAACAGCCCUGCCUGCUGGACCCGACUACCCAGCGCCAGCUGUCCUUCAUCCUGGCAGCCCUGGGCCUGGUGCAGGCUGCCUUCGUCCUCCCCGCGCUGGUGCUGCUCUUCGGCUACUGCAGCGUGCUGCGCGUGCUCCGCCAGCCUCGACGCCGCGCCCAGCGCCGCCGGCGCCGCCGCACCCUCACCGUCAUCUACUGGGUGCUGGGCGUCUUCCUGCUCUGCUUCGCCCCCUACCACCUCAACCUGCUGGGCUACACCCUCACCCACGUGGGCCUGGUGCCCAGCUGCCGCCUGGCACGGCUCACCAAAGCCGUGCACCCCGUGGCGCUGGUCCUGGCCAGCUCCAACUGCUGCCUCAACCCCCUCAUCUACUACUUCUCCAGCCGCCUGAUGCACAGGGAGCCCCUCAGCAACGCGGGCACUUCCAGCCAGUGAGGCGCCGCGAGCCUGCUGAGGCCUGUUCCAUAAAGAGAGUUUACCGAAUAGGCCAGACUCAUGUCAGUUAGUCAGACUCAUUUGUAGUUCAUUCGGUUCCAAAAAGCUAGCUCAACGUAGUUCGAACUCAGUUACUAUGGUAACUUAUGUUUCGAAACUAGUUUGGUCAGAGUCAUGCUAAUUGUCAGGCUUAGACCGUGUUCUUGCUUAACCAGACGUUCCUGGAACACUGACCCAAAGGUAAAACGAUGAUUUACCACGGACAUUCUCAUUUUCUUAUUCUCAUCAGUUCAAUAUGUAGGCUACAUUUAUAGAAAAUCAACUUAUAUAGCCUACAACAUUUAGUAUGAACAAUGAUUUGAUACACACCAUAGCCGUUAAAUGUAUGGCUAUGGUAAUUUGUGAUUUCAAAUGUUUAGCCAUCAGGCAUAGGCCUGUA
Hypomesus transpacificus is the source of this 1957-nucleotide messenger RNA. RefSeq names its product lysophosphatidic acid receptor 6-like. Gene Ontology annotation, cellular component: membrane. Gene Ontology annotation, molecular function: G protein-coupled receptor activity. The record is from RefSeq and is a predicted model, not a curated record. Gene Ontology annotation, biological process: behavioral response to pain; G protein-coupled receptor signaling pathway. Lineage: Eukaryota; Metazoa; Chordata; Actinopteri; Osmeriformes; Osmeridae.